This is a messenger RNA of Moesziomyces antarcticus, 1692 nucleotides long. Its product is annotated as iQ calmodulin-binding motif protein. Lineage: Eukaryota; Fungi; Basidiomycota; Ustilaginomycetes; Ustilaginales; Ustilaginaceae. The transcript has a single exon. Bases 1 to 1692 code for a protein of 563 amino acids. Gene Ontology annotation, molecular function: protein binding. The record is from RefSeq and is a predicted model, not a curated record.
AUGUCUUCCGCACAAGUACGCACGACCCCACCUGCUGUCGAGGCGCAGCAGCCAUCCAACGACUCGAAGCCCUCGCAGCCACAACAGCACGAGCACAACCACGACAACGAUCGCGACCGUGAUGCAGCGCUGCUCAUCCAGCGCAACUACCGCGGCUAUCGCACGCGUCGACAGCUCGACGGAUGCAAUAUCUCUGCCGAUACCCGCUGGUCCGAUGCCGUACACCGCAUGCGCCUCGAACAGGCCAACAAGCAGUCCAACACCGGCCGCAACGACGCCACCUCCCGCUGGAAACGCGGUAAGCUUCUUGCGGGCCAGCUCUCGGGCGCCGAAAAGAUGGACGGCUCGCCCGACUCCGAGGGCGGCCGCGCAGAUGAGCCUGUCGAAGGCGGGCCCUCGCUCGAGCCCAAGGACACCGAGGACCACGCACUCGUCGACGCAGACACCAAGGUCGGAGACGUUCCAGGAGCGCAAGAUGGCGGCAAGGUCGACAACAUCCGCAGCAUCGCACGCCCGGGAGACAAGGGUCUGAAGCUCAUCGAAUGGUGGACGCGCGGCGGAAAGGCGCAGGAGCUCAGCAAGAUGAUGGAGGAGCAGUACUGGCUCGAGAUGGUGGACCGCAGACAUCGCUAUGGCUCCAAUCUCAAGUACUACCACAAGGCGUGGAUGCAGGCCGACACGCGCGACAACUUCUUCCAGUGGCUCGACGAGGGCGAAGGCAAGGAGCUCAACAUCGACGACUGUCCGCGCGAGCGCCUCGACUCCGAAUGCGUCAUCUACCUCAGCUCCGAACAGCGUCGCAACUACAUUGUCGACAUCCAGGACGGCAAGCUCGUCUGGCGUCGCAACGGGAAGCCCGUCGACACCAAGCGCAACAAGCACAAGGAUCUCGGCAAGGGCAGAGGGAUCGUCGAUAUCGGCGAGGAAGAGCAGCAGGAGCUGCGCAAGGACCGCGAGCGUCGUGCUCUCCAGCGCGGCGUCUCGGAAAGCUCGCUCGACUCGUACCUCGACGGCUCGUCGUCGUCUUCGUCGUCAUCAUCGAGCGAUGGAGAGGAGAUGAGCAAGGAGGAGCGCACGCAGGCAGCCAAGCACUACCAGUCGAAACGCUCGGGCAAAUCGCGCCAUCUCGACGCACUCAACUCGGCCAACUGGUCCGACAUGCUGCUGCGCAAGACCAUCGGCAACAACACGUGGAUCUACGUCUUCAACUCGCGCCACGAGCUCUAUGUCGGUCUCAAGCAGACGGGCUACUUUCAGCACUCGUCCUUCCUCUACGGUGGCCGUGUGCUGUCGGCGGGUCUGCUCAAGGUCGACAAUGGCACGCUCACCAGCCUCAGUCCACUGUCGGGGCACUACCGGGCGGGCACGGCGCAUUUCCGGUACUUUGUCAAGAAGCUCCAGGAUUCCGGCGUGGAUCUGGACCGCGUCACGCUCUCCAAGAGUCUGCUGAUGCUGGCGGGGAUGGAGAAGUACGGCAAGAUGAUGAGCAAGACCAAGUCGUCCAAGAAGAAGGACAAGAAGGAGAAGAAGCAUAAGCAGACAGAGGCAGAUGAGGAUAACGAUUCGCAGCACAAGUCGCUCUCGGAACGCAUCAAGCACAAGCUACACAUCGGGAGCAAAUCGAGCAAAGAGAAUGGCGACGAGCAUAAGCCGAGUGGGUUCACGAAGCUCAAAGAGAAGUUGAAGGCUUGA